Messenger RNA from Dibothriocephalus latus, 792 nucleotides. NCBI's taxonomy places the organism in Eukaryota, Metazoa, Platyhelminthes, Cestoda, Diphyllobothriidea, Diphyllobothriidae. The record is from the annotation of a GenBank genome assembly.
AUGGGCACCUUUCUGGGUUCGCCGUACGUCUCGAUGAAGAAGCUAGUCAAUACGACUCAACCAGAACUAUCGUCAUCACAACGGCCUCAGCUGUCUGCGUUGCCUCUUCCACCAGCAGCAGCAUCCGGUUACAACUCUCCGACUGGAAGACCCAAAUCUGUGGCGCGCUCACUCUCCUCCCUUUCUCUGGAUCGUGCGGAAGAGCUGAUGCAACCGCCAAGUAAAGUUCCGCAUUCCGCCAACUACGUCACAGUCACUGAACUGCGCAGGCGAGCCCUUCUGAAGUCAAUGUCGGCUGCUCACCAGUCGUCGCAUUCUCCGCGCGCCACCUCAGCUUGUGAUCCGGACCGGAAGUCUCGCCUGUCGGCUAACCUCCCCGAUCUCGAGAGCGUCAGUCUGCGACAUUCUAUCAGCCUGCGCGGUGGAUUAAAUUUCACUCCCAAGGCCUCCGCCGAAUACGAGACAGACCGAACACCCGAAAAUGAAACUGCCAUUGAGGCCUCCUACAUUUCGCCAUCAUUACUUUCACCCAUUCUUAAAAAAGGUCAGUUCCCCCUCCUUCUGAAUUCCUUAACGCAUCUGAAAGUUUGUGGCUUUGGUGGCUGUUGUGUGGCUAUGAUCAAUAAAUAUGUAGCUGUGCGGGUAAGAGGGUUAUCGCUCGGUCUCAGCAUAGAAAGGACAGACAGGGAGAGUCUUAUAUCCUUUUCUGAACAUCAUUUUUCACGCACGCCAGAAAUCAUGCCAAAUAUGGCGUAUGUGUUUGUUGGUGCGCAGACAUACAGCAGGAGAUAA